UAUGGCUAUCAUCUGUUUCGAAAUUCGUAUUGGCUAGUACCAAAUCAAAAAGCCCAAAAAAAUGUGUUCGAGAAAAUGCGGAAGGAUAAAAAGUAUCCACAAAAAAUUGGCAAAUAUGACGUGAAAUAUGUGCGCGAUUUAACAACUGGAUAUGACAACGAACAGGCUGGAAAUAAGCCAAUUUUACCGAUCAGUACUUCAUCGGAAAUGAUUACAUUUACAUUGCCAGAUGGUAGCUGGAUAACUGUGCGCGCAAGUGGUACUGAACCGAAAAUCAAAUACUAUAUUGAACUGAAAUCAGCUCCCUGCAAAUCUGAAAAGUGA
This is a messenger RNA of Gongylonema pulchrum, 324 nucleotides long. The record is from the annotation of a GenBank genome assembly. Lineage: Eukaryota; Metazoa; Nematoda; Chromadorea; Rhabditida; Gongylonematidae.